Messenger RNA from Scleropages formosus (Asian bonytongue), 642 nucleotides. RefSeq names its product cathepsin S-like. The transcript is spliced from 4 exons. Gene Ontology annotation, biological process: proteolysis. Gene Ontology annotation, molecular function: cysteine-type peptidase activity. Lineage: Eukaryota; Metazoa; Chordata; Actinopteri; Osteoglossiformes; Osteoglossidae. Bases 254 to 598 code for a protein of 114 amino acids. The record is from RefSeq and is a predicted model, not a curated record.
GAGCCAGAACCAAGAACCUCCUCACUUUACCUUUUGUGUGCGGGACCACCAAGCGAGCAGUGGAAACUACACAUUCAAAUCACCACAAGAUGCCACAAUCCCAAAAUCUGUGGAUUGGAGGACCAAAGGCCUGGUCAGCCCAGUAAGAAAUCAGUUCAUUGCAGUUAACAGGUGUGGCCACUGUUGUGAGUCUUGCUGGGCUUUCAGUGCAGCGGGGGUCCUUGAGGCACAGAUGGCAUGAAAAACUGGCAAGAUGAUCCCACCGAGUCCACAGAACCUGGUGGACUGCAGCACCAGUUAUGGUAACCAUGGCUGCAAUGGUGGCUUAAUGUCCAAAGCCUUCAAGUACAUCAUUGACAAGGAUGGCAUCGACUCGAACAAAGUUUACCCCUAUGACGGAAAGGAUGGAAAAUUCCGGUACUCAGCUCAAGGGAGAGCUGGAUACUGCUGGAGCUUUAGGUUCCUUCCUCAUGGUAAUGAGAAGGCUCUGCAGUACACUGUUGCCACCGUGGCUCCUGUAUCUGUCGCCAUCUCGUCCACUCUGGGCACUUUCCGCUCCUACAAGGGGGAAUAUAUAAUGAUCCAAGAUGCACUCUGAAACCCGACCACGCAGUGCUGGUAGCGGGGUACGGAACGGACCGU